Molecule: messenger RNA, 768 nt
Organism: Cooperia oncophora
Lineage: Eukaryota; Metazoa; Nematoda; Chromadorea; Rhabditida; Trichostrongylidae
Source: the annotation of a GenBank genome assembly
AUGUUGGUGAGGUCAGCAUUUCCUUUACGAGUCGGAUUGGCAGCCGGGAAGCCCUUGCAAGCCUCACGGAACACAUGGAUCCUCCGCAGAGUGUACGCUCCUGAUCCGACGCCUCCUGGACGAGUGCAGCGGAAUCCACAGGAGUUACCAAAUCUGAUGAAGCUAGAAGUUGUUGAAAUUGAAGCCCAUAAACCUGCAGGACCAUUGAAAGUGAUUCUUUUGCAGGACGUUGAAGGAAUAGGACACCAGUUUGAUGUAGUUGAUGUGGAUAGGAAGCUUGCUCGAAAUGACCUCCUACCCACUAGGAAAGCCGUAUAUGCGUCUCCGUUUGAUCUCAAGUAUUACGCCGGCGUUAAAGAGAAAAUGGCCGACGAAUUAGCCAAACGUGUACGAAUCCCAUAUGAGUACAUUUGUGUGGGUCGGGAUUUACAAGCUCUUGUUGUUCCUAUAAAAGUCAGCAUGGAAAAUAAAUGGACUGUUGACAAACAAAUCAUAAAAGCAUCUUUAAGACAGAUAGGCGUUGAUAUGCUUGACGAUUCAAUAUUCUUUGAUGAUACCAACAUAAGUGGUCCAAAUUUCGAGAUCGAAGCCAAGCUUAUUCGAUUUUAUGUCGUGGUAUGUUGUUUCGAUCGUAUUGCUUGCAUUAUUCUCGCCUUUGCUAGGCCGCGCUCAUACUCUGCACAAACUCGCAUUUUCCAAUUCUUACUUGAGAUAGUGUCCUUCAGAUGUUUCCGAGAUUCUGGGAUUCUUCAGAUACUUAGACUUUGA